Molecule: messenger RNA, 1219 nt
Organism: Alternaria rosae
Lineage: Eukaryota; Fungi; Ascomycota; Dothideomycetes; Pleosporales; Pleosporaceae
Exons: 2
Coding region: 1-885 (294 amino acids)
Source: RefSeq, a predicted model, not a curated record
AUGGACAAAGGCAGGGAGGUCCUUUUGGGAACCACGGUGGUUACCGUAACACCCUCCAAACUGGAUCUAGCCAGCAAGCAUGUCUUGAUCACUGGCGCAGCAUGGGAAGAUGGAGUCGGUUAUGCCACAGCUAUGGCGUUUGCGCGCGCAGGAGCAACUGCAAUCGCACUAGCUGAUCUGCAUGGCGUAUCAGACGAGUUGUCCACAACGUUGAAGCAAGCCGCAACGCAAGCUGGACGCGCCGAGCCUAUCGUGGUAUGUUGCACGGUCGACAUAUCAAAACUAGACAGCGUCCAAGCCAUGCAUAAAACCGUGUCGCAGGCUUUUGAUGCGCGCUUUGACGUUGUAGUAAACAACGCAGCACAUAUGGAACCAUACGUGUCGUUCCUCGAAACAGACGCAGAUGUGUACUGGCGAAGCCACGAGGUCAACGUCCAGGGUCUGUUCAACAUGGCACGUGUCUUCCUCCCCUUACAACUCUCAACAUACACCACACACAACGGACUAUGCAUGAUGAUCAACGUAGCCUCCUCCGGCGCCCUAACCGCCCGUCCUGGAAGCGGGAGUUACCGCAGCUCAAAACUCGCUAUCUUGAGAUGGACAGAAACCUUACAGCUGGAGUACGGCGAUAAAGGCCUCCUGGCGUUUUGUGUCAACCCUGGUGCAAUCAAGACCAAGAUUACGGAGACGGCGCCUGAGGAAGUGAGAAAUAGGUUUCCGGAUCGACCUGAGGUUGCGGGUGAUACGAUUGCUUGGUUGGGUGCUGAGCGGAGGGAGUGGUUGGCGGGGAGGUAUGUGAGUUGUACUUGGGAUAUGGAGGAGCUGGUGAGCAAGAAGGAUGAGAUUGUGGGAGAAGAUAAGCUUAAGAUGAGAAUGGCCUUCUAAUUACAUCGAUUCAUUGGCCUUCCCGCUACAGAAAGCAGGCGCGGAGCUUCUGUGUCUUCCUCUCACGCUGGCAAAUGGGUUGCUCCGAAUUUUUUUGAUGGGCUGCCAGAUAUAUCAACGAAUACUGGUCUAGAUCAAGUAAAUUUCGAUUUAUUAGAUAGCUAGAAGCUAGUCCUACAACUUUACUGGGCUUUGCUUGCUCAUAGGCUUUCUUGAUGACGUGUGCAAUCAAUUUUGCCUCAAGAUCAAGCAUGGAUGUGAAGUUAUAUGAGGGUCCACUUCCACGUCCCAGGUGACCCAUGAGAGUAUGGAAUUUGGGCAUUGCUAUGCCGAA